AUGCCUAUGGCAGCGCUUUAUGCUUAUCUGUUAGAGAAGAAGCUAGUGACUCCAAUUUCCGCAAGACCUAGAGAUGAUCAUCCUCGACUUGGUUUUAAUCCAUCCAAGAAAUGUGAACACCAUUUUGGAGCCGAGGGACAUACUUUAGAAGAGUGUGCACAUUUGAGACAUCGAAUCCAAGAUCUCAUCGACAACAAGUUGGUACAGUUCGACAACAUGGCCAGGCCGAAUGUCAUCACUAACCUCUUGUCUCCUCACCAAGAAGAGAAUGUGAAUGCUAUCUCUAUAAUGGAGGAUAGGAUCCCUGAUUUCUCAUCCCCUUCAUUCCCUUGGAAAGCCAUGAUUCCUCCAACUCCUCCAACUUCAGUCAUUAUUGAAGAGAUUACAAAAUCACUUGUGGAUUCAGAGGCUCUAGCUCCAAAGAAAGGACAAGCCAUGCUAGCCAUCGAAGGCUUUACUCCUCUAGUCCUGGCAUUACUUGCAGUCGUAGAGUCAUCUCUAGGAUUUAUCCAGGAGGGAACCCUUGUCGUCCCCACUAUUCGAGGUUUCGAUCCUCUAAUUCUGCCAAAGUCUAUCCAAGGAAUCUCUUGGGCUACUAGCCCAAAAGCUUUAGAAGCUACUCUACCUAGCCCAAUCAUCAUCAGUCCAAAGAUGUUCUCACUGGCUCCAAAUCUUCUUAAGGAACUAGAAAAAAGGAGGAAAGUGAUUGGCAAGAGCACAGUCGAGCCAGUUAGGAAUAGGGUCACCAUUGAAGAAGCCGAGAAAUUUUUGAAAACCAUUCGAAAGGCCGAUUAUAGUAUGAUUCAGCAGUUGAACAAAUCUCCAACUCAGAUUUCUAUUCUAGCCUUGUUGCUAUAUUUCGAGGUCCAUCGUGAAGCUUUAUUGAAGGUGUUGAAGGAAAUGCAUGUUCCUACCAGUAUUACAGACUCCUCCUUCGAGAGUAUAGUAUCAUUGGUGUUCGCCACCAACCAAGUCUCAUAUUCAAAUGAUGAGUUGCCUUCAGAAGGUAGAGAUCAUACCUUGGCCAUGCAUAUUGUAGUCAAGUGUGAAGACAUAAUUCUCGCAAGGGUGCCAAUCGACAAUGGAUCAGCCCUGAAUUUCUACCUGAUGGCCAUUCUUGAGUGCCUGAAGGUGGAUAUGUCUCUUAUUAAGCCUAGCACUAUGAUCAUCAGAGCUUUCGAUGGCAUGGAUUGA
Molecule: messenger RNA, 1194 nt
Organism: Quercus robur (English oak)
Lineage: Eukaryota; Viridiplantae; Streptophyta; Magnoliopsida; Fagales; Fagaceae
Exons: 3
Coding region: 1-1194 (397 amino acids)
Source: RefSeq, a predicted model, not a curated record